CAUGGUCAUGGGAAACAUGCAAAUGCAGAGAAACAACCAAAAAAAAUUAAAUUCAAUGGUGUACAAAUGAAGAAGUCUCUUUAAAGCUAGAAGGAAACAGUUACACCUGCCUCUACAUAAAUUGUCUUCACUCCCUUCAUUUGUGUGUAUGAGAAACCAAAACCAAAACCUUAACAUUCUAAACUAAAUUUAUGUUUACCAUGAGAUUCUCAACCCUAGCAUUUCUCUUAUCACUUUUGGUGAUACUACAAGUACAAGAAACCAUUUGCUUCAAUGAACACGUACAACUUUCUCAUCUCAUGAAAAAAAUUGCUAAGCAUAAAGUAGACAUUGCCUUGUCACAACCACCCUCUCCUUCUCCUUCUCCUUCUCCAUCACCAUCUUCACACACAAAAAAGAGUGGAAGAGUGGUGUACCCAAUUGAAUAUGGUGCAGAUCCAACUGGAGUGAAUGAAAGCAGUGAUGCCAUGAUGAAAGCUGUAGAAGCUGCAUUUGAUAUUGAUAAUUUAGGGCUUGAAUUAUUACUAGGAAUUAGAGACCUUGGAGGUGUUAUCAUUGAUUUUCAAGGUGGAAACUAUAAAAUCAGCAAUCCCAUCACAUUUCCUUCAUCUUCUGGCAAUCUUGUGGUAAAAGGAGGAACCUUAAGAGCUUCCAAUACAUUUCCAACUGAUAGAUACCUUGUUGAGUUGUGUGCAUCAAGUUCCAAAGUACUCCAAAAUGCAACAACAGCAUACAACAACAAAUUACUUCAACAAACAAUAGGAAUUUACUAUGAAGACAUAACAUUUAGAGAUAUCCUCUUUGAUUCAAGCUACCGAGGUGGAGGAAUAUUCAUCGUCGAUUCAGCUAGAAUCAGAAUCGACAAUUGUUUCUUCCUCCAUUUCAACACAGAAGGAAUUAAAGUUCAAAGUGGCCAUGAAACCUUCAUAUCAAGUAGUUUUCUUGGACAACACUCAACAGUCGGUGGAGACAAAGGCGAAAGACAAUUUUCUGGAACUGCAAUUGAUCUUGCUAGCAAUGACAAUGCUAUCACCGAUGUCGCAAUUUUCUCAGCAGCCAUUGGAAUUGUUGUUAGGGGACAAGCUAACAUAAUCACAGGUGUGCAUUGUUAUAACAAAGCAACAGGUUUUGGUGGAAUUGGAAUUUUGUUGAAGUUAGCAGGGAAUUCACAAACAAGAAUUGAUAAUUGUUACAUGGAUUAUAAUAGUAUAGUCAUGGAAGAUCCUGUUCAAGUUCAUGUCACUGAUGGUUUUUUCUUAGGAGAUGCUAAUAUUGUUUUGAAGUCAAUUAAAGGGAAAGUUUAUGGUUUAAAUAUUGUUAACAAUAUGUUUAGUGGAAACCCUAAUAAUAAUGUUCCAAUUGUAAAAUUAGAUGGGGGAUUUAGUAACAUUGAUCAAGUGGUGAUUGAUAGGAACAAUGUGAUUGGUAUGAUUUUAAGAUCAACGGUUGGGAAGUUAAGUGUGGAUGGUAAUGGCACAAAAUGGGUGGGUGAUUUUUCAAAUGUUUUGGUGUUUCCUAAUAGGAUUAGUCAUUUUCAGUAUUCAUUUCAUACAUUAGAAGGACCAAAGUUUGUUGCACAUUCAGUGAGUAAUGUGUCAAAUAAUGUUGUAGUUGUUGAAAGUGAGAAACCAGUUCAUGGUGUUGUUUCCUACUUUGUUGAACAAUGAUGUUUUAACUUUGUCUAGUAUUUAUCAUUGAUAAA
Molecule: messenger RNA, 1702 nt
Organism: Medicago truncatula (barrel medic)
Lineage: Eukaryota; Viridiplantae; Streptophyta; Magnoliopsida; Fabales; Fabaceae
Product: polygalacturonase QRT3
Exons: 3
Coding region: 192-1667 (491 amino acids)
Molecular function (GO): polygalacturonase activity
Source: RefSeq, a predicted model, not a curated record